UAAUAUAUUAUAUUGUAGGGCUGAGGAACGUUCUGUGACUGUGUGCUUUGUGCGAAGCAAUCAGAUUGUCCUCAGGGAUGUUUUUGUAGAAACCAAAAAAAGAAAGAAUUUCUUUGUGGGUUUCAGGCAGGGAUUUUCUUUUGGUCUUCUGGAACUUGAACAACUUGCACAAAUGGUCCCGAGUUGCUGUUGGCGUGGGUCACCUGUUGGGGUCACCUGUUGUUGUAUUUGUUUACCUGUUGUAUUUAUUCACCUGUGCACCCUCUUUCGUUGAUGGUGGAAUCUUCAAUGCUCCUUUCCUUCAUCAUUUACUCUGUGAGCUUUAGAUACUCCGCAUCUUUCAUCUUUGUACACCCCCACCCCCCACCCCCCAGCUAAAUUAUACGUUUUUCUUAUUAAAAAUUUUUGUUUUGUUUCAAUUUGAACAGAGAUUAUUCAAAAUCAAAAUGUAGAAUUAUUGAAGGUGUGUGGUGGAAUGUGUGGUAAUGGGCCGUAAUCUGCUCCCAUUAGUUAGGUCAUAUUCCCUGUGUGUGUUUGCUGAUGUGUGCUAGGAGUGUCCCAUUAGGUCAUAUUCCCUGUGUGUGUUUGCUGAUGUGUGCUAGGAGUGUUCCAUUAGUUAGGUCAUAUUCCCUGUGUGUGUUUGCUGAUGUGUGCUAGAAGUGUUCUCCGACUCAUGUCUCGUGUGUGGAGAUACUGGGGUGAAAGGUGACGUGCUUACACUGGGCCUGUGAAGUGUGAUUGUCUGCACAACUGUCCGUCGCUGUGUCCGUUGCUGUGUCCGUCGCUGUGUCCGUCGCUGUGUCCGUCGCUGUGUCCGUCGCUGUGGGUUCUUGUGCUGUGGAUUUCCCUGUUAGUUACCCCUCUGUCAUCUAUUGAUGGAAUGUACGCACAUAUUACAUACAGGUAUAUUGAUGGAAUGUAUGCAUAUAUUACAUACAGGUAUAUUGAUGGAAUGUACGCAUAUAUUACAUACAGGUAUAUUGAUGGAAUGUAUGCAUAUAUUACAUACAGGUAUAUUGAUGGAAUGUACGCAUAUAUUACAUACAGGUAUAUUGAUGGAAUGUAUGCAUAUAUUACAUACAGGUAUAUUGAUGGAAUGUACGCAUAUAUUACAUACAGGUAUAUUGAUGGAAUGUAUGCAUAUAUUACAUAGCGGUAUAUUGAUGGAAUGUAUGCAUAUAUUACAUACAGGUAUAUUGAUGGAAUGUAUGCAUAUAUUACAUACAGGUAUAUUGAUGGAAUGUAUGCAUAUAUUACAUACAGGUAUAUUGAUGGAAUGUAUGCAUAUAUUACAUACAGGUAUAUUGAUGGAAUGUACGCAUAUAUUACAUACAGGUAUAUUGAUGGAAUGUACGCAUAUAUUAUGCAUAUAUUACAUACAGGUAUAUUGAUGGAAUGUAUGCAUAUAUUACAUACAGGUAUAUUGAUGGAAUGUACGCAUAUAUUAUGCAUAUAUUACAUACAGGUAUAUUGAUGGAAUGUAUGCAUAUAUUACAUACAGGUAUAUUGAUGGAAUGUACGCAUAUAUUAUGCAUAUAUUACAUACAGGUAUAUUGAUGGAAUGUAUGCAUAUAUUACAUACAGGUAUAUUGAUGGAAUGUACGCAUAUAUUAUAUUAUGCAUAUAUUACAUACAGGUAUAUUGAUGGAAUAUAUGCAUAUAUUACAUACAGGUAUAUUGAUGGAAUGUAUGCAUAUAUUACAUACAGGUAUAUUGAUGGAAUGUAUGCAUAUAUUACAUACAGGUAUAUUGAUGGAAUGUACGCAUAUAUUAUGCAUAUAUUACAUACAGGUAUAUUGAUGGAAUGUAUGCAUAUAUUACAUACAGGUAUAUUGAUGGAAUGUAUGCAUAUAUUACAUACAGGUAUAUUGAUGGAAUGUAUGCAUAUAUUACAUACAGGUAUAUUGAUGGAAUGUACGCAUAUAUUAUAUUAUGCAUAUAUUACAUACAGGUAUAUUGAUGGAAUAUAUGCAUAUAUUACAUACAGGUAUAUUGAUGGAAUGUAUGCAUAUAUUACAUACAGGUAUAUUGAUGGAAUGUAUGCAUAUAUUACAUACAGGUAUAUUGAUGGAAUGUACGCAUAUAUUACAUACAGGUAUAUUGAUGGAAUGUAUGCAUAUAUUACAUACAGGUAUAUAGAUGGAAUGUAUGCAUAUAUUACAUACAGGUAUAUUGAUAGAAUGUAUGCAUAUAUUACAUACAGGUAUAUUGAUGGAAUGUAUGCAUAUAUUACAUACAGGUAUAUUGAUGGAAUGUACGCAUAUAUUACAUACAGGUAUAUUGAUGGAGUGUAUGCAUAUAUUACAUACAGGUAUAUUGAUGGAAUGUACGCAUAUAUUACAUACAGGUAUAUUGAUGGAAUGUACGCAUAUAUUACAUUCCGGUAUAUUGUGAUCGUAUAUAUAUAAUAUGCAUAUAUUACCCUGCAAAUAGC
This is a messenger RNA of Aplysia californica (California sea hare), 2434 nucleotides long. RefSeq lists its product as uncharacterized. The coding region runs from base 1479 to 2408 and encodes 309 amino acids. The transcript has 4 exons. Lineage: Eukaryota; Metazoa; Mollusca; Gastropoda; Aplysiida; Aplysiidae. The record is from RefSeq and is a predicted model, not a curated record.